CGGCUUCCGUGUUGCCGCCCGAGAAGCCGGAGCCCGGGCGGUAGCUCAGGCUGUGACGGGGUCGGACCCGGAGUUGGGGCCGGAGUCAGGACCGGGCCUGGGCUGAGGCGGCGGGCGCUGCGUCCCUGCGAGAUGGACGCGACAGAAGGCAGUGCCGGGCCGCCUGGCCCCGCGGAGCUGUCCCACCGAAGCAGCGUGUCCUCCGUGGGAGCCCGAGCAGCUGACGUGCUGGUGUACCUGGCGGAUGACACGGUGUUGCCCCUGGCUGUCGAUAACCUGCCCGCACUCAGUGCCCACGAGCUACACCGCACAGUCCGCGAGGUCCUGCAGCUCCCGGACAUCGCCGUGGAUGCCUUUGCGCUCUGGCUUGUCUCCCCUCUCCUGGAGGUACAGCUGAAGCCCAAGCACCAGCCCUACAAGUUGGGCCGCCAGUGGCCGGAGCUGCUACUGCGUUUCACUGAUGCCCCGGACGAAGACCUGGCCAUGGACGAGCCUUCCCUGCAGUUCCGAAGGAAUGUGUUUUUCCCCAAGCGACGGGAGCUACAGAUUCGCGACGAGGAGGUCCUACGGCUGCUCUAUGAGGAGGCCAAGGGCAACGUGCUGACCGCGAGGUACCCGUGUGACGUGGAGGACUGCGAGGCCCUGGGCGCCCUGGUGUGCCGUGUGCAGCUCGGGCCCUACCAGCCCGGCCAGUCUGCUGCCUGCACCCUGAGGGAGAAGCUGGACUCCUUCCUCCCUGCCCACCUCUGUAAGCGGGGCCAGGGCCUCUUUGCUGCCCUCCGGGGCCGUGGGACCAAGGCUGGGCCUGGCGAGCAGGGCCUGCUGAAUGCCUACCGUGAGGUGAAAGAAGUGGUCGGCAGUGACGGUGAGGGGGAGAACCCCCUGAGCAUCCACUAUCGCGCCUACCUCUUCAAGUGCCACGAGCUGCCGUUCUAUGGGUGUGCCUUCUUCCACGGCGAGAUUGACAAACCAGCCCAGAGCUUCUUGCACCGGGGCGGGCGUAAGCCAGUGACCGUGGCCAUCAGUCUGGAGGGCGUGCAUGUCAUCGACUGCCGGGAGAAGCACGUUCUGCUGGGCCUGCGCUUCCAGGAGCUGUCAUGGGACCACACCUCCCCCGAGGAGGAGGAGCCUGUGCUGUGGCUGGAGUUUGAUGGGGAGAGCGAGGGCAUGCCUGUCAACAAGCUCCUCAAGAUCUACUCCAAGCAGGCCGAGCUGAUGAGCAGCCUCAUUGAGUACUGCAUCGAGCUGAACCAGGCUGUGGAGCCCGCUGCCCCCCAGGACAGUGGGUCUGGCCCCACCUCGGCCCCAGGUGCCUCGCCGCCUCCCACACAGCGGCCCAAGCUACUGAGGCAAGGCAGUGUGGUAUGCAGCCGGAUCCAGCAUCUCUCCACCAUUGACUACGUGGACGAUGGCAAGGAGAUCAAGCGGGUGAAGCCAAAGCGCACCACGUCCUUCUUCAGCCGGCAGCUCUCCACAAGCCAGGGGAGCUACAACAUGGUGCAGCCAACCGACAGCCUGGAGCAGGGCUGAGGGCGGCAGCUCAGACAGAAGAGGGUGCAUGGAGCCCCCCAGGACCUGGCCUUGCCCUGUCCUCUCUGAGGGACAGGUGGGCCGAGUUAGUCCCCGAAGGUGUGUGUGCCUGGGGGGCACCCCUGUUGCUCAGAGUCUGCAGGUGUUUCAGACCAUGGACCAGGGACUUUGGGCCAGGGCCGAUGCCGGGGCCUGUAGAGUCGGCAGUUGGGCCUCCCCUCGGGACCCCUCAUACAGACCCCCUCCUUUCCCUGAACUCUGGACCCAGCCACCCGCUUCUACCCACAGACCUCCUUUGUUUCCCUCUCAAGAUGGACAGUGUCCCCUGCUCUGAAGUGCCUGCUGCUAUCUCACCCGGUGGCAUCUCCGGUGACAGGUUGCCGAGGAUAGGCCUUGGGACCUGCAGGUCCGGUCUGUGCCUUUGGUCCUUCCCCUGGACUUUGGUGACAUGUCCCCACAUUCCUUCUGCUGGCAUUCCACCCCACACUGCCAGGCUGGGCCAUGCUCUGGGAGGCAGGGGAGGGGCCUCCCUCAACUGAACUGCAGCAGAAACUGAGAUGAUGAGGGACACUCCCACACCCUCCCUGGUUGGACUGGUUCUUGGAACCAUGGCCCCAGGCACACUGGGUCACUGUGUCUCCUGGGCUGGGGGUGCUCUGCUGGGACUGGCAGGAGGGGUCAGAGCCCAACUCAGGUGGAACCCUCAGUCUCGCAGGCAUGAGAUUUUCUAGCCAGAAGGAAAAUGCCUUUUGUGACAUCUUUGCGCUGGGGGUGGGGGGUAUCCUGUGGAAGAACAAGCCUACCAGCCUCACUCCCUGCUCUGUGGAAAGCUUCCAGAAGACCCUUUAGCCUGGGCGGCUCCCUUUACCGAACCACCCAAUCCCAUCAUUUCUCCCGUGGUGUUCUGGGUCUUGGUUUUUUUUUAUCUGCUUUGAUUCCAUGAAGCUGGUGAGCUCUGGGUCAAAUCAAGAAAACAGCCCUUGUUUACCUCAGAGCCACUGGCUUGUCUUCAAAGACGUUGCCGGGGAUUUCCAGACAGCCUCUCCAUCUGGCCUGAGGCCUGAGCCAGCUGUGUAUGGGAUGUCCCGGCAACUGGAGAACAUCUCAUCUUAAGUAUGUUAUAAAAGGAGAUUUGAUGUGGGUACUUGGCUUUUCCCAUCUUUGUCCUCCUGGCCACACUGGCUCUGGGUCUUCCCAGAUGAGCCGACGGUGAGAGGAGGGCUCUCCUAGCUGGCACUGAGGUGGGUACUGCUGUACUGGCAGCUCCCAGCUGCUUCCUGGGCCUUCCCGCCGUAAGGAGGCAGAGCCUGGGUCAGCACGGGGCUUUACUUUGUCUUCCCCUCCCAAUGGUAAACCAGCGUGGGAAAGGAAAUGGGAGCCAGCAGGCACUCCAAGGCCAAGAGCCCAUUAGUACCCACUUGUCUGUCAUGUGAACACUCCAGGUGUUUGAGGCAGGCUGGCCUCCCACAGCAGGGACUUUGUUGUUUGUCAUAUCAGAUCAGUAAAGGAGAGGCUGGUGAGGUGUUCCCAGCUGUUUGGAAUGUCCCCGCCGGGGAGCGGGAGCUAGUUGCCACAUCUUGUCUUCCUUCUUGGAGUUGUUUGACCCACUGAGAGCUGCCCAGCCCAGUUCUCCUGGCACCUCCAGCCCUGUCAUCUUGGUCCCACUGACUGUUGAUUCCAGGCAAAUCUCUUAUCUGAUGGGCGGCAGGGGUGUGUGUAUGCGUGUGUGCGCAUGUGCGCAUGUUUGUUUACACCCGUGCGCAGAUGACGGGGUUUUUACUGUACUGCCUCUGUCUCCUGUUUUCUGACCAUCCAUUGUGCCUUAACCUUUUCGCCUGCCCUUUGGGACAAAGCAGGAUUUUACUAAAUGCCCUUGAAUAGUCUCAUUCUUUUGUAUCAUGUGAUUCAUUCAUAAUAAAAUCUGUUUCCAGCAAACCCAGGGAGGUUUAUGAUCUGAAAUGAGGUGUGCUCACUACAGACUGGUUGUUUCUAUUAGCUCUGCAUUGUAGGAGCCCUGGGGCUCUCCAGACCAGAUGCUGAUGGGCCCAGAGUCAAGUUCUCUCAUUCAGGCAGU
Loxodonta africana (African savanna elephant) is the source of this 3604-nucleotide messenger RNA. It is a transcript of the gene FRMD8, whose product is annotated as FERM domain containing 8. The record is from RefSeq and is a predicted model, not a curated record. Gene Ontology annotation, cellular component: plasma membrane; cytoskeleton. Lineage: Eukaryota; Metazoa; Chordata; Mammalia; Proboscidea; Elephantidae. Bases 133 to 1530 code for a protein of 465 amino acids. Gene Ontology annotation, biological process: negative regulation of canonical Wnt signaling pathway. The transcript has 11 exons.